CGGCCGCAGCUUCCUCUCUUAAUUCUCCCAGCCACAAUUUUUUUGUUCAUCAAGAAUUAUUCGAUCCUUCCCCUUACAUAGACUUCACCACAGCUUUCUCCAGUGAUUUCCAGAUGUUUUUCCCGGAGCCCGCCGCCGCCGCCUGUCCUCCCUCCUCUUCCUCGGACCAUCAGCAGCUGCCUGCGCAGGGAGCUGCUGACGGGACUUCUUCUUCAAGCGAGCUUGGAGGAGGAGGAGGAGAAGAGGGAGAGGACAAGAUUGACAAGAAAAGCCCAGAGAUUAUUGUUAAAGAUUCAUGUGGAGCUAGAGAUCAAGUAAAGUCCAAGAAAACAGUGAACAACAACAAUAACAAGGGAAAGAAGAAAGAGGAGAAAAGGGUAAGGGAGCCUCGUUACGCCUUCCUUACUAAGAGUGAAAUUGAUAAUCUCGAAGACGGAUUUAGAUGGAGAAAAUAUGGUCAGAAGGCCGUCAAAAAUAGCCCCUUUCCCAGACAAAUUUGUGUGCAUCUCCCGGGAGAAGCCUCUUACAAAAAUCAAAGGUAACAUUUCUCUACAAAUGAGUUUGGUUGUGAUGGGAUGGGUCUCAAUUAAUUAGGCCCGUAUGAAUAUACUCUUUCGGUCAUGAUUUCAUUGACUAUUUGAUAAUAUAAAAUAUUUUUAUCAAUUUUUAUUUUGUAGAAAUUUUGAAUUAGUUUUUAAAUAUAUACAUUUUUUAUUUUAAUAAUUUAUAAAUAAAAUUAUUUAUAAAAUUACAAGGUUCUG
This is a messenger RNA of Cuscuta campestris, 761 nucleotides long. The record is from the annotation of a GenBank genome assembly. Lineage: Eukaryota; Viridiplantae; Streptophyta; Magnoliopsida; Solanales; Convolvulaceae.